UUCACUUCAUUAAUUCUUCUACACCCUGCAAAGUGCAUUGGCGACACGUGUUUGUGUUUUCACAGUGAUUUUUAAGUAGUUUUUAUUAUUUUAAUUUGCCAAAACGCAUUGCAAAAUGGGAAAGUUUCGUUCUAAACUAAAGCGUCAUACCAAAGGCAAAACAUGGAGUAAAGGACAAUCGUCCACAUCAAACCCCGAGCAAAUGAAACAUCGUCUCAAAGCCAAGUCUCGAUUCUUUCAGCCGAAUUUGAGUUUAGCGCCACCCGAAGCGAAUGCCAAACCGAAUACGCUAACAUUGGAUGCUGUGCUAAAGCAUGACCAACGUUUGGCUUAUAAUGCUGAAACAACAACAGUUAACGAUGUAGCCGGCAGUCUGAAGUCUUUUAGUUUGAACGAUGAUGGCAUGGACGAUGAGAAUAUGUCAGAAUCACAACAAGGCACGUUUAAAACUUUCAAAACGUUCGCAUCAAAUUAUAGUGCCUGCAGUAAUAUGAGUUUUAAGAAGCUGCUGGUUGGCUUUCGGGCUUCAUCUGACCUGCACAAAGAAAUGUUAGCUAUACUAACUGCGAUAACCGAAGUGAUUCGUGAGCGUGGCGGUACGGAAUCGUCAACUGAAUAUUUUAUUUUACUUAUGGAACAAAUUGAAGCGAGCACAGAAGAAAAUGAUAUAAUAGCUGGUAUUUCGUUGCUGUCUAUGGGUAUUAAAUCGGUGCCUGCAACAGUUUUGCGUAAACGUUUUGGUGAAACGGCACAAACAUUUUUAGCAUGCUUAAAACGCUUCAUUGAAUCGUCUAACCAGACGAUUAUGAAAUAUAUAAUUGGCUGCUUAUCCGUGUUGCUUUGUGCACAAGAUUAUAUGACUUGGACUUACUCCUCAACAUGGCAAUACAUCGAUGCUAUUCUUUCUUUCACCAUACACUCUAAACCAAAGUUACGCAAAGCUGCACAGCAUGCAAUUGUGUCAAUUGUUCACGGCAGUUCCUUCAUGCGUACGCCCAAGAACGAAGAAGAUGAAGACGAAAUGUCGGUGGAACAACCGAAAGUCAAAACUCAUCCGGCCAGCGGUCGCAUUACGAAGUUUUGUCUCAGUCAAUUUAAACCCGAAGUGCUGGCAAAUUCGCAGACAACGGUACUCCACACCCUUACACUACUUAAAGACAUCUUGAGCGGCUUUAAAACGGAAGAUAUACGCGCCGUUUGUGAAAGUUUACUUUCCAUAAUGACCGCCGCCAACGUACUCAUACGUACAAAUUGCUUCCAAACUCUACACGCACUAUUUUCUUCGCGUACGACCAACUUGAAUGGUCCAUUAUGUGCAAAACUCUUAGCUGCUAUACACGAAUAUCGCCCAGAUCGUGUUGAUAUACGCCAAACUGUUGCAUGGGUUACGGUAUUAAAGGAGGGUCAUAUUCAUUUGGCUGUAUUGGAUUUAAAUUUGUGUAUGAGUGCGCUGCCACGAUUUGUGGACAUUUGCGCUUCUGAUUUGUGGUUGUCUGAACGUGCUGAAAUAAAUAAUAGUGUUUCAAAUAGUAUUAAAGAAUUGCUAUACGAGUGCGUUAAACCAGCUUGUGAGAAUGCAGAGCAGGCUGAAGUAUAUCGCAUAUCAGUUAUACGCAUAAUCGCUUCGCUGGAGAAAGUGUUGAAUGCACCCUUCGGUGAAAUGGCCAAACAUGUGAUUUUGAUAUUUUCAUUUGUUUUCGAAGUUUGCGGCAAAUACUUUAGCAAGGAAUUAGGACCGUCGCUGAUAACACUCUCAAAACGUUACGACACCCAAAGCGCUCUCCGCGUACAAAUAGAACACACCAUAAUCGCCGCUAUACAAUCGAUGGGGCCGGAAAAUGUUUUGAAAACUAUACCCUUGACAAAUAGUAAGAAUGAAGUCUUACUAGAACGGUCUUGGUUACUACCGCUGCUGCGUGAGGGCGCUAAAGGUGCUACUUUUAAGUUUUUCAAGGAGUUUGUUCUGCCACUUGCACUGGAUUGCAACAACAAAUGGCACCAGCAUGCGCAAGGCGAACAAAAGUCGCUUUCACACACCUACGAAUUAUGGUGUUGUCAAUUGUGGGGUUUAUUCCCAGGUUUUUGUCGUGAACCAGCAGAUCCUGAAAAUUUACGUUUGAUUGCGCCCACGCUGGGUAAUGCGCUUGACAACAAUCCGGAGUUUCGUGCGCCAAUAUACGACGGUUUAACUGAGUUGAUUUCCAAUGAAGAGAGCGCAGAAAUUAAAGAGUCUUUGGCAAAAUAUUCCAAAAAUUUUCUGCCUCGUUUAUUCAAUGUUUAUGCGCAGAAACCGAGUACUUCUUAUGAGGCGGAUUUGCGCAAGAAAUCUUUGGAUGUGAUUAAGCUAUAUUUUACAAGAACGCCAACUGACGUUCUGCAUGGGCUAUUCGAGUCUGCAAAAACACAACUUUCCAAUACCGACGUAGGCACAUUUGAAUAUGAUGCCAUUUUUGAUAUCAACGCUGCCUUGCUGGUCUUCCAAACUAGCGAAGCUAUACGCGUUUUCUUCGAGGAAUUCAUUGUGCCCGUGCUGAAGAACGAAAAAUCGAAGUUGGUCGCUAAGGACGAGCAAAAAUUGAGAAAACAGCAACGCAGAACUUAUGAACUUCUCCGUGAUAUACUCACCUCCGAGGCAGCUUCUUGCCAGAAAUUUACUCGUAAAAAUAGCAUUGCUUUGCAGAAGUUGCUGUUAGACGCUUUUUCUACAAGUUGCGUUGUGUGCCAAGCAGCGCGUUUAAGAUGUCUAAAAAUUCUCAUUGAAAACCGCAAAUCAUUAACAGUGAAUGAUAAAAUUGUAAUGAAAACAAUACCGGAAGCUGUACUCACUUACAAAGAGUUCUCGACACGCAAAGAAAAUGUUUCGGAGGAGCUUAUAAUUUUCUUGGUUAAUCUCUAUCAGGAAGCUGGCAGGUUGAAUGACUUUGUCGAUAUCCUAACAGCCGGUUUUGCGGGUGAUGAGUCGUUAAUUACGAACACAAUACUGGCUUUUCGCACUGUUCUACAACAGCAGGGUAAAAAUUUAACAAUAACCACGCUCGAAUUUAUAAUGGAGCAGAUUUUGGUUUUUUUGGUACAAAAAACACGCUCACUCGCCGAAGCAUCUGUCGCAUUUCUCAUUACUUUUAUAAAAGUAAUGCCCUCGCCUUUGGUUGCCAAUCACUUGCAGACGAUUAUGAAAGCGCUCUCCGCCAUGGCCAAGGAUACCAAACGUUAUUGUCGCAUACAAAUCGGUUAUCUGUUGAAAAAACUCUGCAAGCGUUUCACAGCCGAUGAACUCAUUAAAUUUGUGCCUGGUGAUGAUGAGGUAACACAUCGACGUUUGAAGAAAAUACGCAAACAAAUGCGUCGUGAGACACGCAAGCAGUUGAACGAGAAGGAUAAGAACGACGAUGAUGAAUCUGAGGAUGAAUUUGUUGCUGGGCUAGAGAAGAAGAGUGUGACCAUUGAUGACAUAUUGGCCGAUUCAGAUUCUGAUUUGCCCGAAGAGAUGGAUACAGACGAUGAUGCACAAGACAAAGCUGAGAAGAAGAAUAAGAAACGUGGCAGCACAUUUAUACGGGAAGAUCCAGAGGAUAUUGUGGACUUGGCUGACAUUAAGUCGAUAGGCAAUGUGUUAACAAAUCGACCAGAUGCGCCAGGAAAUGCUGUUGGCAGCACUAAAACCAAGAAUAAGGAUCCAAAUCGUGGUUUUAAGACCGCACAGGAUGGAAGACUGAUUAUAAGUGAUAAGGCACUACGUGGUGUGGGCGGCGAUGAUGAUGAUGACAGCAGUGAUGAUAGUGAUGGCGAAGACGGCGAUGAGGGUGUUGAUGUGAAGAAAGCGCCUAAGCGCGGCAUGGAAAUGGACUCAAGUGAUGAAGAAGAAUUGCCCACUACAAGCCGCAAACGUAAAGCAACAGAUGCUAUUAGCAUGCGUUCCGGCAAGACCUCCGCUUCUAAAUAUAUCGCCGGUGGCAAAGGUAUACAUCGACCGCUGGGCGCUGGCAGCGAUGCAAUGUCCAUGAAAUCUGGCUAUUCUGCUAAGACAGCAAAAUCCGGCAAAUCUAUAGCGGCAUCCGUAAACGCUGGCAGCGAGUAUACAACUAAGAAAGCUAAAGGCGAUAUGAAGAAGAAAGGCAAGCUCGAUCCGUUCGCGUACAUACCGCUUAGUAGAAAUACGCUGAACAAAAGAAAGCGUGCAAAACAUGCAGGCACAUUUAAGAAUAUAGUCAAUGGCGCGCGCAAAGGUGCGCUGAAAGGCGUUAAACAAAGAGUAGCUAAAUCAUAUAAACAAUAAAAUUUUAAAAUAAAACUAAUGCAAUAAAAUGGAAUGGACUGUAUGUACAUACUACAAAAAAAAAUAUUUAAUCUUUUGUUAACUGCUAAGAGUUAUAAAUCGUAAUAAAUUUAAUAAAAUAAAGCUAAACAACACCAUUUAAACUACUUAACUGAUAUUAGACGUUGAACACUUUAAAAAUACAAA
This is a messenger RNA of Ceratitis capitata (Mediterranean fruit fly), 4462 nucleotides long. RefSeq names its product RRP12-like protein. The transcript has 14 exons. Lineage: Eukaryota; Metazoa; Arthropoda; Insecta; Diptera; Tephritidae. The coding region runs from base 116 to 4276 and encodes 1386 amino acids. The record is from RefSeq and is a predicted model, not a curated record.